Boleophthalmus pectinirostris (great blue-spotted mudskipper) is the source of this 1923-nucleotide messenger RNA. Its product is annotated as cathepsin K-like. Gene Ontology annotation, biological process: immune response. The record is from RefSeq and is a predicted model, not a curated record. Lineage: Eukaryota; Metazoa; Chordata; Actinopteri; Gobiiformes; Gobiidae. Gene Ontology annotation, molecular function: cysteine-type endopeptidase activity. Gene Ontology annotation, cellular component: lysosome.
AAAGAAGAAGAAAAACUCCUCCCAAAACUUGUCAACUUCCCCAAAUUCCAUCCAUAUAAACCGGUAACGCGUUCGCUGACCGUCACCCACUAACCAAGCUCAACACUGGAAGUAAACUAAACCUUAAGAGUAGAAGAUGUUGGGGUCUCUGUGCGCUCUGCUGCUGUUGGGGUCCAGCCUCAGUCUGCCUCUUGAUCUGGGCGCUCGAUGGGAGCAGUGGAAGAUCACACACAACCGACGCUACGGUGGACAGGAGGAGGAGUCGUGGCGCAGGACCGUGUGGGAGAAGAACUACAGACAGGUGGAGGCUCACAACAGAGAGGCUGACCUGGGCCUGCACACGUACUGGCAGGGCAUGAAUCAGUUCAGCGACUGGACAUCUGAGGAGUGGGCGAUGUUCGUCACUGGGAUCCCCCGUCAGGUGAAGAGAAACUCCAGUAACCUCAUGUCUUUCGAUGAGGCCGAUGUGCAGCGGCUGCCCAAGAUGGUGGACUAUCGCAAGAAGGGCAUGGUCACCCCCAUCAAGAACCAGGGCUCGUGUGGCUCCUGCUGGGCCUUCAGCUCGGCCGGGGCUCUGGAGGGGCAGUUGGCCAAACAGACGGGUCAGCUGAUGGACCUGAGCCCUCAGAACCUGGUGGACUGUGUGACGGAGAACAGCGGCUGUGGAGGGGGAUACAUGACCAACGCCUUCAGAUACGUGGAGCAGAACGGAGGUAUCGACUCCGAGCAGGCCUACCCCUACGUCGGAGAGGAUCAGCCGUGUCGCUAUAACUCCAGCGGUAUGGCAGCCCAAUGCAAAGGCUUCAGAGAGAUCCCUGUGGGCAACGAGCACGCACUCGCUGUGGCCCUGUGGAAAGUGGGGCCAGUGUCAGUGGGCAUCGACGCCACUCUCAACUCCUUCCAGAUGUACCAGAAAGGUGUGUACUACGAUCCGAGCUGUAACCAAGAAGACAUCAAUCACGCCGUGCUGGCAGUGGGCUUCGGAGUCACCGUCAAAGGGAAGAAGUACUGGAUCGUAAAGAACAGCUGGGGAGAGGAGUGGGGCAACAAGGGCUACAUCCUGAUGGCACGUAACCGCGGCAACCUGUGCGGUAUCGCCAACCUGGCCAGCUACCCCAUCAUGUGAUCAUCCACGCAUAGGCUCCAGCGGGCAAUGCUCCAAUCAAAGAACUGUACAAGUGAAAUCUGCAGUGUCCCAAAGCACCAGGAGAAACAAGUCCAUAAAAGCAGAUGACAUGAGAAUGUCAAAAAUGAAUGUCAAAUAUGUUUUUGUUGUUGUUGGUUUUUGUUUUAAUCAGACAUGCAUUUAAUAUAAUUACACAGAGAUACACUCAUCUACCUUUUAGAUCAAUUCAAUUCAGAAAUUUGUUCUUGAAAGAUUAAAUAUUCGUAUUAUGUAGUGUGAUGUCCCUUAUUAUCUGUGACAACGCAAAUUUUGAGCCCCGUGUCCCAUCAGACUGAUCCAAAAGAAGAAAGAUAAAACCAAUCAAUCUUGCUUUGCCUGGAAUGUUCCACAGUAUAACAUUAAACAGCUCAACCUUACAUUUAUUCAGUUACAGGUGGUUUUAUAGCUCAAAAACACCUAGAGAUACAGGCUUCUGACUGUGAGUGGGGUCGCCUCUCCACAGACCUGACUUGUAACUUGGACUGGUUUGGUCUCCAUGAAGAUAGAAAAGUUUAAUACCAUGCUGUGAAACAUUCCAGACAAAGCAAUAACAUCUCCAUGGAGAAAAGCAUUUAUUGGACCCUCCACCAGAAAAGUUACUCAAUGUACCUUUAAUUAAAAAGAAUAAAAUGAAUGUGGUAGUGAAGAGCGUUGCUGGGCAAUGACUCGAUUUGUCAGUCUGAAACUCUGCUUUGAUACUUGAUAUUUUAUGGUGACUGUGUUUUUAUGAAUUUUAAUAAAAGUUUUGUUUGAACCAA